This is a messenger RNA of Triplophysa dalaica, 972 nucleotides long. Its product is annotated as histone H2B-like. The transcript has a single exon. Gene Ontology annotation, molecular function: protein heterodimerization activity; structural constituent of chromatin; DNA binding. Gene Ontology annotation, cellular component: nucleosome. The coding region runs from base 1 to 375 and encodes 124 amino acids. The record is from RefSeq and is a predicted model, not a curated record. NCBI's taxonomy places the organism in Eukaryota, Metazoa, Chordata, Actinopteri, Cypriniformes, Nemacheilidae.
AUGCCUGAACCAGCCAAACCCGCGCCCAAGAAGGGCUCUAAGAAGGCCGUCACCAAGACCGCCGUUAAGGGAGGAAAGAAGCGCAGAAAGUCCAGGAAGGAGAGUUACGCCAUCUACGUGUACAAAGUGCUCAAGCAGGUCCACCCCGACACCGGCAUCUCUUCCAAGGCGAUGGGCAUCAUGAACUCUUUCGUCAACGACAUCUUCGAGCGCAUCGCCGGUGAGUCGUCUCGUCUCGCGCACUACAACAAGCGCUCCACCAUCACGUCGAGAGAGAUCCAGACCGCCGUGCGUCUGCUGCUGCCCGGUGAACUCGCCAAACACGCCGUGUCCGAGGGCACCAAAGCCGUCACCAAGUACACCAGCUCCAAGUAAAGCGCCGCUUUCAUCCGCCGCACACAAAGGCUCUUUUAAGAGCCACCCAUGACGUCACUAAAGAGCUUCUAAUUUUCGGUUUAUAGGAGUCGUGUUGAAUCUUUGCACGUCUCGUUGAUAAACAUUUAUAUUAUUUUAUUAUACGAAUAAGUUAAUAUUCCGUCUCGUGUUGUAUCUCAAAAGAGGAACACGAGUUUGUUUAAAUCAAGACUAUAGAUCGUCACGUGCCUUGACAAUAUAGAUGCAGAACAAUUGAAUGUUCAUGUGUCUGUGUAGGAGGUCAAUAAGUGGCAACUAAUCUCGUUGUCUUUAAUCUCAACAUAAAGGCCCAGUUUGUAAUUUCGUUUCAAUUCUCUUGUACAAUUUAAAACUGAAAGUUCUAGGAGCCAAACUUUGGCAUGUUUUGUUCUAACAUUUUUCAUUCAAAGGCUGUUUGAAAACGAUGAAUAUACAAUUUUCUUUUCAACAAAACAAUUUGAUUGUACAUAUUUUUCUUUAUCUAAUUCUCACUUUUUAUGAACUGUAUCUAAUGUAAAAGCUAUUUUGUUGACGUCAAAAUUAUAAGAAAAACCUAACAUUGCAUUGUUUAAAUAAAUG